AUGUCAACCAAAGAAUUCGAAAAAUUUUUGAAUGGUCCUCUUAUUUCAUGGAUUGGAUCAUGCCUUCCUCGACACGAGAAAAUUUCUGAAUACGAAUUCCUUUUAGAUGGAUCAAUUUUGCACACUGUGUACCUUCAAAUAGAUCCCGAGCCACAGUAUCACCCAAUUAAGUCGAAGAAUGAAGAUGACAGUGUAUGGGCUACAAGCAGCCUACAAAAUUUGGAUAUUGUGGUGCGAAAUCUACAGUGCCUCUACGAUGAAGAGUUCAAUCAAAUAAUAUUAGUUUUACCGGAUAGUGAAAUUCUUUGUCAGUCACCAGAAUCGCUAGCAGGCUUGGAACAUAUGAAACUGUUGAUAACCCUCUUGUUAGGGGCAGCUGUUCAAUGUCCAAAUAAAGAAAUAUUUAUAGCUCGAAUCAAAGAACUGGAUUUGAAUACACAACUUGAAAUAGUAGAUAUCAUUAAACAAGUCACAGACAGUGAAGCUUUGGUACUUACACGUGAAGCGCUAGAACAACUUUCUCCGGAAAUCAUGUGUCAGCAUAUAGCUCGGUUAGUAAAAGAGCGUGACCAAUAUCAUAACAAAUGGAUCUCGACAGUUGAAUCUGCUUUAGAUUUAACGGACAGUUGUAGCUCAAAAAUUCUAAAACAACAUUCUAGUACAAUGGUGGAUCUAAGCGAUUACAAGUUCAGACUGAGAAAGUUACGGCAGGAACUUGAAGAAAAAUCGGAAGUAAUCAUGGAAAUCAAGGAAGAGCUUGAUGACAAAAGUAAUCAGUUUGAAAAACUUCGAAUAGAGAGUGAAGUUUGGCAAACCGAAGCAAAACGAGCAGCGGUUUAUCGAGACGAGAUAGAUAUUUUGCGCGAACGAGGAGAGCGAGCGGAUCGUCUUGAAGUAGAAGUGUUAAAACUGAGAGAAAAACUACGCAACGCUGAAUAUUAUCGUACCAGAGUAGAUGAGCUAAGGGAGGAUAACCGCAUCUUGUCUGAAACAAAGGAAAUGAUAGAGGAACAACUGCUCCAUUCUCGGAAACGCAGUGAUCAGGUUCUAAUUCUUGAGAUAGAGAAUAUCAAACUCAAACAAAUGCUGGAUGAUUUCUCACAGGAACGUGACAAGUACAAAAGUAGAUUGCAAGAUCUUUUAGAAGAAAAGGACAAACUGCAAUUGGCGAUAAAUAACUUAUUGUCUGGGUCUGACACAGUUUUUCAAUCAAAUAUAGAAGAAUGCAUAUCGUACAAUGACAAGAGCUUAUCUGUGCAGUUAAGCACCGACGCGCAGUCCCGUGCCAUCAAAAUGGAGUUGGAAAACAUGCGUCUACUAGCAGCUUUAAACAAUCAUCAAGAAUCAUCCCUCCACGAUUCACAUCGACUGAAGAAGGAGAAAACCAAACUUACUCUUCGAGUUGAGCAGGCGCAAGAAAACAAUAAUCGAUAUGGAUCAGAAAAUGUAGAUUUAGAAAAUGUCUUGCAAAAUGCAUUGAACGGGAAUAAAAAUCUACAAAAUGCUUUGGAAGGCAUACAGCAAAUUCAGAACAAACAAAAUGAAGAUUUUGAACAGCUUUGUCAAGCAGAUUUUGACAGGCAGAUAGAAAGCCUUACUAGGGACAAUGAACGAUUCCAGAGUCAAUAUGAGAGUGUCCUGCGAAAAACAAUUGAUUUGGAGCGAUCGUUGGAUUGCAAAAUGGAAGAAAUUCAGUUUCUAAAUGAAAAAUGUGAGGAGUAUAAGAAUCAACGAAAUGAACAUCUAGAUCUGCACAUGAAAGUAGCAACAUUAGAAAAGUUGAUCGGUAUUCAGGCAGAGGAUUUAAAAAAGUACAAAGAAAAGUUGGAACAAAAGGAAAAUGAAUUGAACGAAACUGUCAUAAAUCUCAAUGAAAAUAAGAAAGACAUUGAUAAAUUACUGGUUCAGUUGAACAAGAUUUCACAAGUAGAGGCUGAAAAAAUCCUACUCUUGCAACAGAUCGAAGACAGAAAGCAAGCCUAUGCUACUCUUCUACAAGACAAAUUUACGUUAGAAUGUCUUCAUGAGCAACUGACCAAUGAAUAUGAGUCACUCAAGAGCAAUAGAGAGAUUGUAAAGAAUAAUAUUCGGGAAUACAAAGUGGAAAAUAAUGAUUUGAAGGAACGAUGCCUGGUACUUGAGAAACAGCUGGAAGACUACAAACUUCAGUGCGCAUCUAUGAAGGAUGAUGUUACCAAUCUAAGAAAUUUGAAAUCAGAAAACUCAGAAUUGAAGGACGACUUUCGAUGUUUGUUUACAAAUAGUGAACGGCUUCAAACAGAAUUGAAGAAUGUUGAGGUCGAGUACAGAUUUUGCAGAUCGGAGAACAAUCGACUAAAACUCCAGAACACGGAGCUAUAUGGAGACUUGAGUAACAAAAUAGAGCAGCUCAUGAAUCUGGAAAUCGAGUACACAAAAUUACACCAACGAUUUGAGAUUAUUGUCCAAAUGAAUUCUAAUCUUGAUACAGACAGGCGUACUCUCAUGGAGCACGUAUCACAAGUGUUGGCUCAGUACAACGAGCUUUUGCUUCAUUCUCUAGAGGAUAAACAGCACUAUCAUGAUGAAGAGAAGAACUUCACAGAUUACGUAAAUAAUUUACUGCGUCAAAAGGAAAAGUUAGAAGAGAAAAUCAUGGAUCACUAUCGGAAGCUAGACAAUUGUACACCGAAAAAGAAAACAUUCGGUCUAAAUUUCGUCAAAAAAGUCCGCAAAGCAGGCACAGAAUUAAUUAAUCGAGUUCCUAAUCGGAAUCGUCGUUCCUGUAUUGAUGAACCUAGAAUGACGCUCGUCCAAUUCGUAGUUGGAUCGGAAACUGACGGAAACGUGUCGGAUAACAGCACAGAGGAAUCCAUUCCGAUAGCAACAGAUGCUAAUCUGUCACAGUAAAAUUGGGUGCUGUUGCAACUGCAUCGAGCGUCUUGAUAGAAAAAAUCAUCUAGUCAUGUUGAAAAUGACCCUCUUCUAA
Malaya genurostris is the source of this 2968-nucleotide messenger RNA. Its product is annotated as girdin-like. The record is from RefSeq and is a predicted model, not a curated record. Gene Ontology annotation, biological process: cytoskeleton-dependent intracellular transport; cytoplasmic microtubule organization. Gene Ontology annotation, cellular component: cytoplasm; centrosome. Bases 1 to 2889 code for a protein of 962 amino acids. NCBI's taxonomy places the organism in Eukaryota, Metazoa, Arthropoda, Insecta, Diptera, Culicidae. Gene Ontology annotation, molecular function: microtubule binding; dynein light intermediate chain binding. The transcript has 8 exons.